AUGAUUUCAUUUUUUACAUUUAUUCUUUUCACUACAAUAUUUCAAUAUUGUAAUUUUAAUAGACUGAUCCGUGGUGAUAUCUUAUCACCCAACAAAACAUUAAUUUAUAAUAUAACACAAAUUCUCGAUUCAAUUCUUUUCAAUCAUGAUCGACAUUUUAGACCAAUUAAUGAAGAUCCUUACUCACCAUUACAAGUUGAAAUUGAUAUUUCUGUGCGUAGCAUUGGACCAAUAUCAGAACAGAAAAUGGAAUUCUCAUUAGAUUGCUAUUUCCGUCAGAAAUGGUUAGAUCGACGUUUAGCAUUUGAAAUGUUUGAUAAAGCCAAGGAUUUGCCAAUAUCUAAUAAAAUGCUAAAGGAUAUAUGGAAGCCAGAUACUUACAUUCGAAACGGACGACACUCAUAUUUACAUACUUUAACAGUACCAAAUAUUCUUUUUCGAGUUCGUUACGAUGGACAAAUUCAUAUAUCACAAAGAUUAACAAUACAAAGUCGUUGUGAAAUGUUUUUCAAAAAAUUUCCAAUGGAUUAUCAGGCAUGUCCAAUUGAAAUUGGUAGUUUGGGUUAUUUUUCAAAAGAUAUUAUUUAUGUUUGGAAAAAUGUUGAAUUAGACAUAGCGAUGAGUGAUAUGCUUGCACAGUAUCAAUUAAUUGAUAUUAUUAAAACAUCACACAACUGGUCUAUUCCACAAAACAACAAUUUAAAUAUAUCUGUGCUUAAAGUAUACUUUAAGCUUAAGCGACAACAAAGCUUUUAUAUAUUACAAAUUUAUACUCCGUGUACAUUAAUUGUUAUUGUAUCGUGGAUUAGUUUUUGGAUUAAUAAAGAAUCAUCGCCAGCACGUGUUUCAUUAGGCAUAAUGACAGUACUUUCGGUGUCAACAUUGGGUUUCAGUUAUCGAUCUGAUUUACCAAGAGUUUCGCAUUCAACAGCUCUCGAUAUUUAUAUUAUUUCAUGUUUCGGAUUUGUUUUUGCUGCAAUGAUUGAAUAUGCUAUUAUCAAUCAUGUAAAUACAGCUAACAUCCGGAAAAUGUUUCAUCGAAUUGCCACUGAAGCAAAUGAAAAAAUGAAAAUAAAGAAUGCAACGAAUGUAGUCAAUCGAAUAGAUUCUGCUUCCAAAAUUGUUUUCCCAUCGCUCUACAUUUUAUUCAAUAUUAUCUAUUGGCUAGCUUUUCUUUAUUGGAUUCCCGAUGAAAUAAACAACCUCAUUUAG
Molecule: messenger RNA, 1212 nt
Organism: Brugia malayi
Lineage: Eukaryota; Metazoa; Nematoda; Chromadorea; Rhabditida; Onchocercidae
Gene: Bma-lgc-37
Exons: 11
Coding region: 1-1212 (403 amino acids)
Biological process (GO): regulation of membrane potential; signal transduction; monoatomic ion transmembrane transport
Cellular component (GO): neuron projection; membrane; synapse
Molecular function (GO): extracellular ligand-gated monoatomic ion channel activity; transmembrane signaling receptor activity; neurotransmitter receptor activity
Source: RefSeq, a predicted model, not a curated record